Messenger RNA from Daucus carota subsp. sativus, 1861 nucleotides. Its product is annotated as glycerol kinase. Gene Ontology annotation, biological process: glycerol metabolic process; phosphorylation; triglyceride metabolic process. Gene Ontology annotation, molecular function: glycerol kinase activity. The transcript has 4 exons. Bases 167 to 1723 code for a protein of 518 amino acids. Gene Ontology annotation, cellular component: mitochondrion. NCBI's taxonomy places the organism in Eukaryota, Viridiplantae, Streptophyta, Magnoliopsida, Apiales, Apiaceae. The record is from RefSeq and is a predicted model, not a curated record.
ACGGACAUUUUCCCAAGAAAUCAGCGUGUGUCCAUAUAUAUCUUUACAUUUACUUGGCUUAUUUAACUCUUCCUCGUCUCUUUGUAUUUUAUCUUAACACAACUCUUAGCAACAGUUCAUCCUCUGUUUCACUCGAAGAAAUUAUUGUAAACUGAGAAAGAAAAGGAUGGCGAAAUCUGAUGUUUUUAUUGGUUCGCUUGAUCAAGGGACGACGAGUACGAGGUUCAUUAUCUAUGAUCAUGACGCUAAGGCCAUUGGAUCACACCAGGUUGAGUUCACUCAGUUUUACCCAGAAGCAGGAUGGGUGGAACAUGAUCCAGUUGAGAUACUGGAGAGUGCGAGGAUUUGUAUGACGAAGGCUAUUGAGAAGGCUGCUGCUGAUGGUCAUAGUGUUGAGAAAGGAUUGAAAGCUAUUGGGAUUACUAAUCAGAGAGAGACUACGGUUAUUUGGAGCAAGUCAACUGGUGCCCCUCUUCACAAUGCUAUUGUUUGGAUGGAUGUUCGCACUAGUUCUAUUUGCAGGAGAUUAGAGAAGGAAUUAGAAGGGGGGAGAACUCAUUUUGUGGAGACGUGUGGUUUACCAAUAAGUACCUAUUUUAGUGCUUUGAAGGUGUUAUGGUUGUUUGAAAAUGUUGAAAAGGUUAAGAAAGCUGUAGAAAGUGGGGAUGCUUUAUUUGGAACUAUUGACAGCUGGUUAAUUUGGAAUUUGACUGGAGGGAUUGAUGGGGGGCAGCAUGUCACUGAUGUUUCAAAUGCAUCGAGAACGAUGUUAAUGAAUCUUAAGACUCUUGAUUGGGACAAGACGACGUUGAAAGAAUUGGGAAUUCCUAGCGGAAUACUCCCGAAAAUUGUUAGUAAUUCAGAGAUUAUUGGGAAGGUUACAGAGGGAUGGCCAAUUACGGGAAUACCAAUUGCUGGUUGUCUUGGUGAUCAGCAUGCAGCUAUGGUUGGCCAAGCUUGUAGGAAGGGAGAAGCGAAAAGCACUUAUGGGACUGGUGCUUUCAUUCUUCUAAACACUGGUGAUCAGAUGAUUAAUUCAACUCAUGGGCUACUAAGCACUGUGGCGUUUAAACUUGGUCCUAAUGCUCCAACAAAUUAUGCUCUGGAGGGAUCAAUUGCUAUUGCUGGAGCCGCAGUUCAGUGGCUCAGAGAUGGUCUUGGCCUAAUUGGUAGAGCAAGUGAAAUUGAAAAAUUGGCAUCAGAGGUUGAUUCCACUGGCGGGGUUUAUUUUGUGCCAGCAUUCAACGGACUGUUCGCUCCUUGGUGGCGUGAUGAUGCUCGUGGAGUUUGUAUUGGAAUCACAAGGUUCACAAAUAAGGCUCACAUUGCUAGGGCUGUACUUGAAAGCAUGUGUUUCCAGGUAAAAGAUGUGUUGGACUCGAUGCAUAAGGAUGCAAGUGAAGUGGAAAGUAAAGAAAAGUUUCUGCUUAGGGUGGAUGGUGGUGCUACCGUUAAUAACCUUCUAAUGCAAAUUCAGGCAGAUAUAUUGGGUAACCCAGUGGUAAGACCAGCAGAUAUUGAAACAACGGCUCUCGGAGCUGCAUACGCGGCUGGUUUAGCUGUCGGGGUCUGGAAAGAAGAGGAGAUAUUCUCUUCGGGUGAGAGGAUGAAGAUUGCUACCACUUUCAAUCCAAUUUUAGAGGAGGAAAAGAGAAAGAAAAAGGUGGAGUCAUGGUGCAAAGCCGUUUCCAGGACUUUUGACUUGGCUGAUCUAUCUCUAUAGAAAUUCAGUCUUCUUCUGUGUUUUGUUUUUGAAUCAUAUCCAUUCAUGUAUGGCAUUUGUGUGAUUAAAGGACAACCAUCAUGGUUUGAUAGCUAAGUUCAUGUGAUUAAGUUAAUAAAUAUGUAGUUUUGGGUUUUA